AUGUCGAACACUUUGCCACCUCUUCCUUACGCGUACAAUGCGCUUGAGCCCUUCAUCUCCGAAGAGAUCAUGACACUCCACCACACCAAGCACCACCAGACAUACGUCAAUGCCCUUAACGCUGCCGAGGCUGCUUUCGCACAAGCCUCAACAACCAAGGAGCGCAUCGCUCUCCAGGCUGCUCUCAAGUUCAACGGUGGAGGACACAUCAAUCAUUCCUUAUUCUGGCAGAACUUGGCUGCUCCUUCUGAGAAGGGCGGAAGUGGGGGCGUGCUCAAGGAUGGGCCUUUGAAAGAAGCCGUCAUUGCAUCGUUCGGUUCGCUCGAAAAUUUGCAAAAGGAAUUCAACACGACGACUGCUGGUAUCCAAGGUUCUGGAUGGGGCUGGCUUGGUGUCAACCCUUCCACCAAGCGCCUCGAGAUCACGACCACUGCUAACCAGGACCCUCUGCUUACUCACAUUCCUGUCAUCGGUGUUGACAUUUGGGAGCAUGCUUUCUACCUCCAAUACAAGAACGUCAAGGUUGAUUACCUUAACGCUAUCUGGCAUGUCAUUAACUUCGACGAAGCCCAGAAGCGUUUCGUUGAUGCUACCAGUGGAUCCAAGCUCUAA
Messenger RNA from Lentinula edodes (shiitake mushroom), 612 nucleotides. RefSeq names its product manganese superoxide dismutase. Gene Ontology annotation, cellular component: mitochondrion. Bases 1 to 612 code for a protein of 203 amino acids. The transcript is spliced from 4 exons. Gene Ontology annotation, molecular function: superoxide dismutase activity; metal ion binding. The record is from RefSeq and is a predicted model, not a curated record. Lineage: Eukaryota; Fungi; Basidiomycota; Agaricomycetes; Agaricales; Omphalotaceae. Gene Ontology annotation, biological process: superoxide metabolic process.